This is a messenger RNA of Anthostomella pinea, 633 nucleotides long. Lineage: Eukaryota; Fungi; Ascomycota; Sordariomycetes; Xylariales; Xylariaceae. The record is from the annotation of a GenBank genome assembly.
AUGGUGACCACGCGCUCCUCCACCAAAGCCUCCUCCGCAGCGCCCAACCUCUGGGUCCACGCGCCGUCCAAUCUGACCCUAAUCUGGUUCGCCAUCUCUCUCCCGCUCGUCGUCUGGGACAGCGUGUACGUGCUGGGCCGCCCGCACACGAUGGAGGGCGGAAGCCUUUUCUGGCCGCUAUAUGUACCCUACAAGUUGUACGGCGAGGUCGACCACGUGUACGGCUGGAAGGCGUUCAAUGCACACAAUGGCUUCACGGCCGCCCAGGGCGCGCUGAAUGUCCUCGAGACCGCCAUGUACGCCUUCUACGUAUGGACGUACCUUCGCGGCGGCAAGACCGUUGCCGGCCGCAGCACGAGGGUCCUGGAUGGGCGGCCGGCUGCCCUCGCCGUGCUGACGGCGUUCAGUGCUGCGGUUAUGACCUUGAGCAAGACGGUGCUUUACUGGUUGAACGAGUACUUUUCGGGCUUCGACAACAUCGGGCACAAUACCAUCGCAGAUCUGAUUCCGCUGUGGAUUAUCCCGAACGGUGCUUGGCUCAUCUUCCCUUCUUAUAUGAUUUACGUGAUGGGCAACGAGAUCGUACAAGGUCUCACGACUGCCUCGGAAAGGGGUUCCAUCAAGUCCGUGUAA